This is a messenger RNA of Lytechinus pictus (painted urchin), 7301 nucleotides long. Its product is annotated as mucin-2-like. Bases 173 to 5602 code for a protein of 1809 amino acids. The record is from RefSeq and is a predicted model, not a curated record. The transcript has 30 exons. Lineage: Eukaryota; Metazoa; Echinodermata; Echinoidea; Temnopleuroida; Toxopneustidae. Gene Ontology annotation, cellular component: mitochondrion.
ACUCGCGAUGUGAUCUUGGCAGGGAAAGGCGAGUAGCAACUUCUAAUCAACAUAAUAAUUAGGUUUAUUGUCUGAAACCAGCUAUAAAUGAUGUAAGAGAGCUUUCGAUCACGUACCAGGGUUAAAACAGGCCAUAGCUUGAAAUAGAGAUCGUUUGGUUCAAAGUCUAGUGAUGUCGGCGGUGAGUGCCAUGGCCCAGAGUUUGCUCUACAAAUCUAUCCUGGCGAGCGAAAUGGACAUCGACCCGGAGCUAAGCAAUCUUAGCUUUGCUCUCAGCACACCUUUUGACCUGGGUCACGAGAAACUUCCUGGACCGCUGCCUCCUCUACCUGCUUGGAUGUUGGACACACCCAUGUAUAGUAAACUCCCCAUGGUUCCGGCGCCUAAGGGCAAGAUCGUUCUCUUCACUACCGGUCUUUGUAAGAAGCUUCAUCAAACACCAGAAAAUCUUGACUUUGAUCCCGUUGCUGCGGGGUUGUGCUGUGAGUAUAAGAGCCUUCACGACCCUCACCUCAAGAGCCAUUACACGAAACAGGUCACCUACGACAGACUCAUCAAUUCCGGGUAUAUCACGCAUGAUGGCAUGGUCAAAUGUACACUGAAAGAGUUCAACGAUUAUCACCAGUAUCUGAAAUCUGUACAACUUGAAAAGAUCACACAGGAACGGAAGAGAAUGUUGCUCAAGGACAGAGACCGGCUCCACCGGCAGCGCAAACAGAGCAUCCGCAAAGAUGUUAGCGAGAGAGACCGGCUUAUCAAAGAUUCUCUCAUUAAGCAGAAGAAAGCUAGGGAGAAGGAAAGAAAAAAGUUAUCUCGUAAGCUCCAGAAUGACUACAGGAAGACGAUGAUGAGGCUGUUGGACCAGCGACGUAAGAAGAAGGCGCUCCAGCAGAGCAGACGGAAGGAGAGCGAGGAGAAGCAUCACAACAUCAGGGCAACACUGGAAGAGGAGGCUCAAUUAAAGAAGAACUCGAUCAAAGCUAAAAGAACGUCGGAGGAGAUCAGACGAGAGGAGCAACUGAAAGCUCAACAUGAAAAGGAGGAGGAGGAAAAGGAGAAAAGGUUGGAAGACCAAUGGACUCGUCGAGAACUCGCCCGGGCGAAGAGGAUGAUGAGAGAAAAACUCCUGGAGGCUCAGAAGAAAGAGGAGAUGCAAGAGCGAGUGCUAAGGAGGGAGGAAAUGGUUGCUAAGCAAUGGGAAACGCAGGAAGAUUAUCUCACCAGUAUUAGAGAAUAUAGACAAAAGUCGGCUUUACGAAAGGAGGUCUUCGUUGGUGAGCGACUUGAGAAGAAAGUAGAGGACUUGUGCCGUAAAUACACCGCAGGACCGAAACGCGGGAGGAGGAGGUUUCCACCGAUCAAUCCCAAGCUGACAACCAACAUGACAACAUGGAAUGUGAAAGAGAAACUCUGCAAGGAGAAAGAGGAGACGGGAUCCACUACCACUAGUACUGAUAAGCUUCCUCCAAUCAUCUAUUCAGAUGAAUCAGGAGUAGACAGACGUCGCAGUGGCCCGCCCUCUAUUGUCAUCUAUGAAACAUCCUCUCUACCUUCUGUUAAAUCCUCAGAGUUUUCCAAGGAGAUUGUCACCAUAGUGGAGGAGUUUGAGCCUCCGACUUCAGUUGUGUCUAUGGGGGAUGCUCCUGUAUCUAUGCCAGAGGUCCUGGACUCCUUCACCAUGGUUGCUAGGCAACUCGUCACCGGCGUCUUCAAGGAGCUGAAAUCUGAUCCAGAGUUCGAUGACGUGGAAUGGGAAGAGGGAAACGAUGGCACAUGGAAGAUGGAUGGACAGAAGGAUCGAUCUCCAUCAGAGAGGUCUGGUGGUCCUGAUGUCUUCAUUGAUGCGAGUGAGGUCAGUCCUUACGCUAGCCUGAUGGUUGCCGAUGCUUUGAAGAAUGUCUUGAACCAGGUAGAAGACACGCAACCUUCCUUGAUGCAGGUUUCCACGAUUGAAGAAAGGGCUCAGUCUAUCGUCUCUAAAGUUCUAGAAAGCGCCAUUGAGAUUGUCCGUCCAUCGAGUCCUGUGAAGAUGGUGAAGAAUGAGCGACCUUCAUCGUCCGAGCUAGCCAGAACCAUUGUCUCAUCUGCCAUAGAGGGCGCACUAACCCGUAUCCAGACUGCAGAAGAAGUGGGUGACGGAGGUCAAAGAUCCUAUGAUUUAGAUGACCGGCUUGGUGAAGAGACCGACGAGGCAGUGGAUCUCUCAUCCAUCAUUGAAAUCUUUAAGGAACCUGUUGACUCGAUCCCGUCCAUCACGCACACCCAAGCCUCAAGUGAAAGCGAGAGCGAAGCCGAAGAAGAGGGCGAUACUGUCAUCGGCAUCGUGGAAAACCCAAUCCUCAUGGACGAGAUCCAGCAUGCCGGAGGCCCUUCGGGCGAUACCGACGUUGACGAGGGCCUGCACGUGGUCAUGCACAAGGCCGAUGACGGCCACCUGGUCAUGGAGGGCGCUGUGCUGACUGCUGAACACGACACGCAGACGAUCACUGAGAGGAUUCUAUCCGAUGUCACCUUGGAGAGGGUUUCAGGCAGUUUGUCAGGGGCAUCAAGUUCCCGCAGCGGACUGACCCGUGAGGAACCAGCAGCGCCCUCAUCAAGCAGCUCCGAAGACGAAGGCGAGGAGAUCCCCGAAGACCACUCCUCGAUCAUCCCGAUCUACCAGAAGAACCUGAUCAACGUCGGAGGACACAUGGUGGAGUCGCAUCUCUCGGCGAUCUCCAUGAAACCCGAGGCAGAUGGGAAGUUCCCCAGCAAGAGCAAGUGUGCUGCCAGGAACUCCUUCAGGAACAUCUUCCGUCCAGACAUGACGUACUGUCAGGGUUCAGCCAGGAUGCUUCGGGAUACCCUGGUCAAAGACAUCUCGAGCCGCCACACGGCCAGUCUGCCGACAGGGAUGGACAUGGUCUGUGAGGUUUUGGAAAAGGAGGAGCAAGACAUCAUGGAGAAGCAUUCGGACGAGGCUCUUGUCGGCGUGGAGGAAACAGAGGGACUUUGUUACCUGCCAACCAAGAGGAGACCCAAACCUGCUCCCGAUCCGGUCCAGACUGAGACUCCUUCAACUGAGCCGGUCAAGACUGAGACAGUUCCUGCCACCGAGCCAACUUUAGCUUCUGAGUCGGUCCAGGCUGAGGGCACACCUGCCUCCGAGCCACUUCAGGCCAGGACAGGUCUUGACGCCGAGCCAGAACAAGUUGAGAAGAAAUCGAGUGACACUCCUGGUAAUGAUGGUGUCCACUCAGCAAAGACCUCAGAAGGUAGAUCUACCAAGUCUGAUGGUGAUCAUCAGGAUACCUUGGUGGAUGCUGAUGGCACAGGUGGUGCAGAUGCUGCAGUAUCAGCAACGGAAGAGAGUCCGAAAGCUACCACUUCAUAUCAUACUGAGCAACAGGUUAUUCCAUCAUCCAAGUCGGCUGAAGAGGCACAAGAGAGGGCGCUCUCCGCAGAGAGAGAAAGCACAAGGCGCGAGGUCUCCACGCACUCUGUCGACGCCUCCCCGAACCUCGCCGAUAGCAGCUCCGGAGAGGACGGCGAAAGCCGCAAGGGUCGGAAAUCGAAGAAGGUGAAGUCUUCGGGCGGGCUGAGCGGGCUGUUCUCUCGCAUCAGCCAUGUCUUUUCCGGGACACGCAAGUCCAGCGCCAGCAUCCCGUCUCACGAAAGCUCGUCGGAACCGGCUAGUCGGCGGUCAUCGAAGAAGAGCAUUGAGAGAUUUACAGCCGGGGCUUUGUCAGAUGGUACACAGGCACCCGAGGAAACACCUAGCAGUGAGGUAAGCCAACCUUCCUCUGUCGGCCUGCACCAAGACUCGAGCAACUUCCAACAUUCCAGCAUCCAACGCGGCUCUAGCAUUCAUCACGGCGCCAGCGUCCAUUUCACAUCGAAGACCAUCGAACCUCCAGCCAGGAGAGAGAGUAUCUACGCCUCCCACCGACCCAAGACGCCCAUUCCUGCGAUGCUCCAAGAUCCAACCCUCGAUGAUGACGAUGAUGACGAUGAGGUGGUCAUUGAUACAGAGAAUCCGAAAGGUGAUGGUCCGGUUCGGGAAGGUGUCGAGGAAGCCAGUUCCGAGGCUUUGGCAACGGGAGAAGAUGCGCCUGCAGGAGAGGAUGAAGAAGAAAAGCAAGCGCCACCUACUGAUCAGCAAGAGAAGGCUGUUGUCAUGGAAUCAGAUACCAAGGCCGAAGCUUUUGUCAUGGAAAUGGCCACCACAGAUGAGGCUGGAGUUCCUUCUGCUGAAAAUGAGAUUACAAAAGCAACAGAUGAGAGCUCUGUUGCCUUGGAAACUGAUGGACACGCCCCUGAGGAAGAAACACCUGAGCCGGAGACUAAAGGUGCAGAUGAAAACACCGAAUCAGCUGAGAAUACCGAUGGGGUUCCAGGUGAAAAGGAAGUUCAAGAGGAAAAACAAGCUGAAGCAUCUGAAGAUGAUCCGCACGCUAAAGAUCCCUCAAAUCCCGAGACUCCACCAGAACGCCCGCUGCAAGUCGAGAACGACAGCAACAAUUCAAACACCGACAGCGGCGCCAAAUCACCCGACCGUCUUCCCUCUAUCCGUACGAGCCAGCUGCAGUCCCCACGAACACCAAGCUCGUCAUCUUCUAGCCGAGCAUACGGGGUGCCUAGUCAGUCGGGAAGCUGCGCUUCUCAGGCUAGUCAACGGCCCAUGCCCCCGACGGUGAGGCCGCCAUCAGAUCGGAGUCCCUCAGGGUCCCAUUCUAUGACCAUUACUGGUCAUUCGUUGACACCUGCAGGAUCUAAGACAGUCAAAUCGGUGACGUCCACCUCAGAGAAAGGGAGGCACGGUGCCCUGAGUCCUAAGGCUCCAGCAUCUGUGCGGAACAGUCGGGCGGGGCUGUCCAACCACAAGCGGAUUUCUUCCCCGCGUAGGAAGUCUACCGUGUCGAGCCAGUCAGCUGGCAAGGUCAAGAGUGCGUACGGAAGCUCUGCUGGUCUUUCAGUAAGUGGAUAUCAAAUCCUUCCCACCAAGCCGUCCAAGUCGACCUCCUCCAGCAGACGUGCGUCUCGCAAUCAGGCCAGUCUGAUCAGCGCGACAGAGCUUGGAAUGUCGCGGACUUCCAGGACCAAGCACGGGAGCCGUGGUAGCGUGAUCACGCCUAGACCUCCCUCUGGUAUCAAGCCGUCGGGUUCCACUCAGUCGGGUCAUCGUGGAGUCAGGCAACCAUCUGGAACUCAAGCCGUGUCAAACCCAACCCUUCCAACCUCCAAAGGUAGCUCUUCGGUUCUUGUCAAUCAUCGUAGCUCCAACGAAAGGCUGCUGCCGCGUCGGGCAUCCCUGGAGAAAGAAAACCGGAUGGAGCGCCUGUCUACGGAGAGCGUGACUAACAAAAGAUCCAGCAAGGAGAAAGUCGGGAAGAAGAAAUCCAGCGGUACCCAACAAGCAACAGAAGAGCCGGUUGAUGACCAGAAGCCUGCUGCCACUAUGCCUAAGAUCAAGGAGUCCCUGACCCCUCGACCUCCCAGUCAACCUGCAACCUCGAAACAGAGGUCGCGACCUAACUCAGGAAUCAAGAAAGCUGCCGAAGAUAAUGCCUCAGAUGCCGGACAAAAUAUGCUUGGCAAUGACCAGGCUGCAUCAGAGGACUAAAAUAAAGAGAUUGCUAUCUGAAUAUGAUGAUACUGCAUUGAUGAACAAACAAAUCAUUAAGGAAAAGAAAUUGAUGAAUCGCUCUUAUAAUAAACUGCUGUGACUAGAAUAAGGGAUUUACUACAGUAUUGAAGAAACAUAAAAAAGGCUUGUUAAAAUUGAAUAUGGUGAUACUUGGUGAUAAACAGAAAAAUCGUAGAGGAAAAGAAAUGAAGAAACUCUGCUAUUAUUAGGCUACAAUAAUAAUAAUAAACUGAUAAGGGGGAAAUGAUUAUAAUUUCAAUCAAUGUUUGUUUUUAAUGAAGGUAAAGGAAUCUUUGAAGAAAAAUAUUUUAGAAAAGAAAAUAGUAAUUAACUGACUUAUUGGAAUCAUGGUGACAAAAUGCGUCAGUAGUUAUUAAUUCAUUUUCGGAAAAGAAAAUGAUUAUGAAUGCAGUUGAUAUUAUAUUACAUGGCAGUGAAAAUAACAAAUAAUCAUUGAUGUUAUUUAUCAUUUCAAUAAAAUUACAGCAUAUCUUUAUUUUUUUAUUAUUAGUUAUCUUUAUUUCUGAUUGUCAAGUUUUGAUUUGAAAAAAUUACCCAAUCCUUUCAAAAUGAAUGUAUUGAUGCUAUUUAGAAAUAUUAUUUUUGUUUGGCGUCACCUGUGCCUGGGAGGCGAAAAGCGAACUGAAUCACUAUGACCCGCAGGUCUCUCCUCCCGAUAUAACUGAUUGGGGGGAAUGCAGGUGGACCACUACACAGGGGUUUCCCCCUACUCUUAUAUGAAUAGUGCAGUGGGUUCUUAACGUGCAAAGGUGGUGACUCUCCUCUACACGGGGCCUCCAUUUAAUGUCCUAUCCGAGGGAUGGAGUGUUUUCCAUUGUAACAUAGCCUGCAUCUAUGAAACAUGGGAGAGACGUUUACACACAACGCACUGGCUUCAGUCAUCCGCCCUGGGUGGACUCAAACCCACGAUCUUUGGUUCGACAGGCAGACGCGUUACCGACUGAGCCAACAACCGAUAUGAUAUCUGGAAAAAAUUCUUGCAAAUAAUAUGUGUAUGGAUUAUUUUAGAUUUGCCGAUACCGGCAUAAAGUCUUCAAUAAGAUUAUUUGCUUGUGAAGAAAUAAUUUUGAAAAAGGCGGGUAUUGAAGUAUUCAGCAUUAUUUUACUUUUUUUGUGAAAGUAAGAAUAUAUUUUAUUGGAGCAAUAUAAUGAAUAAUUUCCAAAGCAGCUGAUCAUCUUCAAUGAAUGUAAUUGUUAAAACGAGACCCGAAAAAAAUUCUUGCCAGGCAUGUUUUUUUAAUUAUUUAUAGUGGAUAGCAAAAAAUCAUUUAGCAUAUAUAUUUUACAUCAUGAAAUUAAUUUAUCUUUGAAUGGAAUCAUACAAGAAACAAGUGUGUGUUAGUGUGGAUUUGUGUGUGUGUGUGUGUGUGUGACGGAACAUUUCUUGCUAGAUUUUUAAUUAUUUAGAGAGGAGAUAGAAUACAUAUUUAGUCUAUAUUUUUUUAUCAUGAAGUCAAGAAUAAAAAUCAUAUUUGAAUGAAACCAUUUGAGAAACAACUGUGAGUUGAUAAUUUAUUUUUGCGUGUAAUUAAUGGAAUCAUUAUAGCAAGACUGAAUAUUUAUUGCCAGAUAUAUUUUUCUAUUUAUAUAGGAGAUGAAAUAUUUUAUCUAUAUUUUUGCAUCAUGAAGAGAUGAUUAAAUUCAGAUUUGAAUG